Molecule: messenger RNA, 2545 nt
Organism: Coregonus sp. 'balchen'
Lineage: Eukaryota; Metazoa; Chordata; Actinopteri; Salmoniformes; Salmonidae
Source: the annotation of a GenBank genome assembly
GAGGUAGUGGUGGUAGGAGAGGAGAACUUCACCACUCCCUGUUACAUCCAGAUGGAUGAGGAGGCGUGUCACAUCCUGACAGAGACCUUAGGGACCUACUGCCUGGUUGGUCAGUCCUGCAGCGCGGCCACCACCAAGCGACUCAAACUGGCCAUUUUCGGCCCCGUCACCUGCCCUGCUCUGGAGUACCACAUUAGAGUCUACUGCCUGGACGACACACAGGACUCACUCAAAGUAAGAACGUGUGUGUGUGUGUGUGUGGCGUGUGUAGUAGUAGGCAGCAGAUGAAGUAUAAAGCUGCACCUAGAGAAAUGAUGCCGUGCCCUCACAACUAUGAGCCAUAUUUCAUAUUUACUGUACCCCCCUCCUCCCCCACUCUCCUCCCCCCAUCACAACACAUGAGAAUACCUCUAUCCACCUACACUGAAGAAAGAUAAGGUCUCAUUAUUACUUUUGGGAAGAGAAUAGGACCUGGUUAUUAAGUUUGGGUGCGGGGUAAUGAGAAUUGGGAAUGAUCAUGUUGAAUGUAGAUGUGAAUGUCAAAGGUUGUGAAUGUUUAUAGAUGGAUUAUAUCAUGGGUAUUGCAUAAUUCUCUGCUUCAAACAGAGUAGAUAGAGUGAUUGUCUCAUGUCUCAAAACUGUGUGUCUCUGUGUGUCCUUAAUAUAGGAGGUCCUGCAGAUGGAGAAGCAGAUGGGAGGGAAACUGCUGGACGAACCAAAGACCCUCAACUUCAAGGACAGCACCCACAACCUGCGACUGUCCAUCCACGACAUCCCACACACACUGUGGAAGAGCAAGCUACUAGCCAAGUACCAGGUACGCACAGCAAACACAGAAUGUAAAGACACACACGCACCCUUGGUGCCAGUAUUAACCCCCCCCCCCCCCCCCCCUCCUCUUCCCAGGAGUUGUCGUUCCAGCAGGUGUGGUCUGGGUCCCAGAGGAACCUCCACUGUACCUUCACCCUGGAGAGGUUCUGUCCCAGCACCGUAGACCUGGUCUGUAAGCUGUGUGUCCGACAAGUGGAGGGUGAAGGACAGAUCUUCCAGCUGGACACCACCCUCUCAGAGGUAAGAAGAUAUUACAGUAUCCAUAUACAGUGAAUACGUAUAGUGUACUAAUGAACAUUUACAUGCUGAAUCAUGUAUACAUGCUCAGAUAAAUCAGACUAACUUGAUUUAGUCUGACUUACUGCUAACUUGAAUUGAGGCUGCUGUUAUAUCGUAUAUUUCUUUCUUUUUCCAUGUCUUUGUCCCGCUCGGGUAUUGAGUUUAGCCUUCUGUCAGUGAACUAAUUUACUCAGACAGUGAGCCUUGAGCCUGCUGCACACACAGCCCUCUCGUUGAGAGCUUGUCUGUUAUGAGAGUUACAGACAGUACUUAUUUUAUUUUUCAUAGCUCCAUACAGAGCACAGAUCUAAGGGAAUAAUCACUCCAAUCCCACUCUGACAACCCCUUCACAAAGAGAAUGGUGGAGUAGGAGAAUAUUGGAGCAGAGAUGGGACAGGGAACAUUGGAUAGAGUGCUUUGUGUAACUUGCCCUAGUCCUGGCCUUAGUAUCAUCCCCUCUCUGUCUGUCUGGGGCUUUCUAUCUGACUAGAGUCUAGCAGCUGGCUAGACAAUUUUAUGAAGACAUGGACCAAUUCGAAUGAGAACUAAACUUGUAACACUAAUUCCAACAAAUAAUAAUUUCAGUCAGUUCAAAUAGUUGACCCCUGUACUGACAUCAGUCUCUCUGUUGCAUCUCCAGGACACCCAGAGCAUCGACACGUCUCUGCUGGACCCAGCCAGUAACAUCACCACCCUGGUGGGGCCAAAUGCCUUCCGCAUCCCCCUCUCCAUCAGACAGAAGCUCUGUGGCAGCCUGGACGCACCACAGACCAGAGGCAACGACUGGAGGAUGCUGGCACACAAACUCAACCUGGACAGGUAGGGAUUGGACUGAAUGAUCUAUGUGUGUGUGGUACUGUCUACUGUCCUGCAGCUGGGGCAUCACUUUUGUUCUCACUUUUCUCCCCCUCCUCUCUAAACUGGGUGUUGAUCUGCCCAGCAGGGGCUCCCUUAUCACAGACAGCAAUAGAAGUAAGAGCAGCAGGAGGGAGGACUUUACCCUCCCUCUCACCCCUUCCCUCUCCCUUAACCUCACCCUUACUCCACCUCUCCCUACCCUUCGUGCCUUCAGAGUUCAGAGCUGGAUGAAAGCAGUUCUAACUAUUUCAUGUUUGACUGUCAGGUUUUUUUUUUUUUUUUUUUUACGACACUGGAUAGUCAUAAAGCCCACUCCAUACAACCUCUCUCUCUCUCUCUCUCUCUCUAUCUCUCUCUCUCUCUCUCUCUCUCUCUCUCUCUCUCUCUCUCUCUCCCUCUUUCCCCCUCCCCCAUCAGGUAUCUGAACUACUUUGCCACUAAGUCCAGUCCUACGGGGGUGAUUUUGGACCUGUGGGAGGCACAACACUUCCCCGACGGGAAUCUAAGCCGCCUAGCUGCCGUGCUGGAGGAGAUGGGUCGCCAUGAGAACCUCGUGCCCAUGGCAACAGACCACUGA